Molecule: messenger RNA, 1141 nt
Organism: Orussus abietinus
Lineage: Eukaryota; Metazoa; Arthropoda; Insecta; Hymenoptera; Orussidae
Product: NADH-ubiquinone oxidoreductase chain 2-like
Exons: 2
Biological process (GO): mitochondrial electron transport, NADH to ubiquinone
Molecular function (GO): NADH dehydrogenase (ubiquinone) activity
Source: RefSeq, a predicted model, not a curated record
AUGGAUAGUUCAUCGCUGCAGAGCUUGCUGACCUUGUUGUCAACAGUAAUCUUCCCUAUUUUAAUCUUUAGCUCAUUAAUAUCUAUCUCUGUUCAAUCAUGAUUCCUUGCAUGAAUAGGUCUAGAAAUUAACCUAAUUUGUUUUAUUAGAUUAAUCUCUGACUUUUCAACUAAUGCAGAAACUAAUAUUAAAUAUUUUAUUAUUCAAUCAUUUAGAUCUGCUCUAUUUCUUUUUUCUUCAUCAAUUCUUAUUAUUAAUCAUUCAAUUUUAUUUGUUAUAUUAUUAAAUAUUUCUCUAUUAAUUAAACUAGGAAUAGUUCCUUUCCACUUUUGAUACCCCUUAGUUAUAAUUAAAUUAAGUUGAUCUAACUGUAUAAUUCUAUCAACAUGACAAAAAAUUUCUCCCCUUCUUCUUAUAUCUUAUUUUACUAUAUUUGAACUUAUUAUUUUUGUUAUUGUAAUUUCAUCUUUAGUUAGAAGAAUCUUAGGUUUAAAUCAAAUCUCCUUAAAAAAAAUUAUAGCCUUCUCAUCAAUUAGUCACUUUAGAUGAAUUCUAAUAAAUAUAUUAAUUAAUGAAAACAACAUAUACUUUUAUACUAUUAUUUAUUUUUUACUAACAAUCAGAGUAAUAAACGUAUUCUUAAAUAUAAAUACAUCCUUCAUUUAUCAAACUAACUCAUUUUUAAGUAAUAAAAAUUAUAUAUUUAAUUUAUCAUUCUCUAUAAUAAUUCUUUCAUUAAGAGGAAUGCCUCCCCUAUUAGGAUUUAUCCCUAAACUCUCUACAAUUUUAAUUUUAACCAAUCAUAGUUACAUAUUCAUAUCCCUAAUUUUAUGUUUAUCAUCAUUAUUAAAUCUAUUUUUUUAUAUACGAGUUAUUUAUUCAAUCAUUAUUAUAUAUUCAUGUAACUCCAAAAUAUUUCCAUAUAUAUAUAAUUUUUCAUCCCCCCCUAAUAUAACUUUAACCAUAUUUACAAUAUUAACAUUAAAUUUUAUUCUUAUCCCAAUNCAAUUGUUCCAUCACUUAAUUUAUCAAAUCCCUCUUUACCUAUAAUCAACACCAUUAUUAUUAUCUUAACAAUUCUUAUAUGAGGACUUUUAGCUGAAUGAAAAGAAGGAACUUUAGGAUGAGUAAAAUAAAUUAA